CUUUCUCUCUCUCUCUCUCGCCGUCUUCUUAUCACCACAAUCGAUGAUGUCGAAUCCUCGUCAGUCAGUGUGGCUGCGUCACGUGGCAGAUGACCUCACUCGCCUGUUUGCGGCAUCUCGUAAUGACGUCAUUCAUUCCAAAUUCUCCGAGGCCAUACUUUUCCUUGCCCAGAUCAAUCCUCCUCGAGUCUUCUACCCAUCUUAGCUCACGGUCCAGAUCAAUCUGAACAAUCAAUCUCGGACAAUGGUUUCAUUGUGGCAUAAGAAAAAGGACAAUCCCGAGGGAGGGGAUCAGCCUGCCCGUGAGGAGGAUGACCACCAGUCCUCUCGAUCCCGGCACUACUAUCGCGAACCCGACGAACGGACAAGACUCCUUCCACGCGACAAUCCCGCCUACUUGAAUCCUGAUGACCCUGCUGUCUCCCCCUACAACCUCUGGAGCAUUCGUGCUCUGCGAGGCCUGUCCUCGCUCUUCCUGGCAAUCAGCUUCAUCUGGUGGACCUUUUUGAUCGUCUCCAUUUUCGUUAGCCCUCCCUUGAUGCACACCCGUGGCUCUGGCUUCUUCGGCUUCUCCUACACCACCCUUACUGUCGGCUAUCUCGCCAUUGGCCUUCUGUUCUUUGCCGUUCCGUCCAAGCCCAUGACCAUCUGGGGCAUUGUGUUAGCAAUCUUUCUCCUAGUCGAUAUGUGCAUCAUUCUCGGAGUCCCCCAAAUCCGCGUCGAGGAAGGCUGGGUGGGCAUCGCCUCCGUGGUCUGGGCGACGUUUAUCUCGUUCUACAACAUCCUCCAGAAUCAUUUCGUCGCGUGGGGGAAGCGGCAGGAAGAAGAGCGGUUGACGGGUCGCGAGGAAACCCGUCGAUCUCUGCGGGAAUGGCUGGCUGUACUGGUUGAGACCGUCGUCAUGGCGAUCCUAGGAAUCGUCACCAUUCUCUUUACCGCAACCCUGAUCUUGCGCGCCCGCGACGCCUCGCUCCCCGCCCCUGGGGAUCAGUACUAUGUCAACGGCAACAACUACCGCGUUCAUCUCGCCUGCGUGGGUAACGUCACGAAGGAUAACGUUGAUGGCACCGCUUCGUCCCGUCGGCAGCCUACAAUCCUGCUCGAGGGUGGCGAAGAACCCGUCGAAUACACCCUGCAGCCAUUUGUCGACGCUGCCUACAAAAACGGUACCAUUGAUCGCUACUGCUACUGGGACCGACCGGGCCUCGGCUGGUCUGACAACGCUCCGUCUCCCUAUUCAGCCGGAAUGGCGGCCGACGCAUUGUCGGAGGCGCUGGCGUUGGCCGGCGAAGAAGGGCCCUGGGUUAUCGUGUCUGCCGGCGUGGGCGGAAUCUACAGCCGCAUCUUCGCCAGUCGCCACCUCCUCGAGAUCGACGGCCUCAUGCUCAUCGACUCCUUGCAUGAGGACUACCUAGGCAAAGUGGGCUCCCCGGGCUGGGGCUUCCUCCUCUGGCUACGCGGCGUGCUCUCGCCGCUCGGUCUGGACCGGCUGGCGGGCGCCAUCUUCAAGGGCCGCUCGCGCGAGGACCGGGUUUAUGGCCGCAGUGCCUACCAGACGGGCAAGUUCAUCAAGGCCAAGUUGCAGGAGAGCCUGGUGGCCGGGUCCAUGACGGCGUCGGAGAUCCAGACCGCUCGCCAUGUGCAGAUUGCCGACACGCCGUUGGUGGUGGUCAGCUCCGGCGUGGAAGUCCGCAAGAGCGAGAAGUGGGCCAAGACUCAGGAGGACCUGACUACCGUGACCAAGAACCUGAAGGACUGGGAUGUGGUCCAGGGCGCACCGCAUGAAGUGUGGAAAUCGUUUGCGGGACGAACGGUUCUGGAGCGAAGAUUAGGGCAAUUGGCCAAGGGUCAAAAGAAGUAAUCUACUUGCGAUGCCCAGUCGGUGUAAUGGUAAAUUGUACCUGAUAUGGAUGUUUUCUAAUCUGAUGAUAUACGCCAUGUCUUCCCUUUUUUGUACUUUUUUUCUUUGGUUGUCUUUAUUUUUAUUUUUUAUUUUUACCUUGAUUCUUUUCAGCUAUUAUGUUAAUGAUUGGUAAUGUGUUCUUUCAACGUGUUCGAAAGUUAAUGAG
This is a messenger RNA of Aspergillus steynii IBT 23096, 2069 nucleotides long. RefSeq names its product mitochondrial integral membrane protein. The transcript has 2 exons. The coding region runs from base 245 to 1861 and encodes 538 amino acids. The record is from RefSeq and is a predicted model, not a curated record. Lineage: Eukaryota; Fungi; Ascomycota; Eurotiomycetes; Eurotiales; Aspergillaceae.